CUUCAGAACUCCUGAAAUGUUGUCUUCCAUCCUUUGCUUGGAUUUUGUUCUUCUCUUAUGUGAUCACUCUCGCUUUUUCUGAAUUCCAAUUUCUGUAUACUCAUGUAUUCAUCGAUUCGUUAAUUCUUGAAGUAUUGAUUUGGGUAGCUGUUUCUUGAUAAUUCCGAUCGCUUGAAUUGUGUGUGAUAGCGUUAUGUGUUUGCAUAGAUAGAACACACAUUUGUAUGUCGGAUGAAGAUCUGUUGAUUUGAGGGUUUUCUAUUUCUCAAGUUUUCCAUUUUUUUUUUCUUUUGCAAUUAUAUAAUUGUGUAUAGAAUAUAGGAAAGUUCAUAUUAUAUUUUCUGUUUUCUUGUAUUCUAUUGUAUUUUUUAAGUUCUAAUUUCCUGUUGGGUUUGUUCUUGGAGUAAUAAUUCUUCUGGUAUGGCUUUCCAUUUUCUUUCAGCGUCUUCAGAUAUCCAUUUGUGUAUCUUUCUGUGGUGAAUGCAAAGCUUCAUUGUUAUCGGUUCUUGCACUUUGCUUUAUUUAUGUUCUUUAUUCUUCUUGCUGGUUGUUUGAUGUGGUGAAAUUAUCAUGUUUGCAACUUUGAGGGAAGUUUACUCAAAGCUUGGUAUAGAUGUGAGAUCAUUUCCUCUUUCCUUAUUAAUCUUUUGACUGUAAAUUUGUAAUAGACAUAGAUAUGCCAGGUGUAUCUGCCUACAUUUUCAUACAUAAUGCUAUCGUAGUAUAGUACCUUGAACUUUAUGAUGGUUACAGAUGGAGCCUGGACUUCUAGGGAAGCUGGUAGAUGUUCCUUUGUCUUGUAUGUAUAAAUUAAACCUUCAAUUAUGAACACGAAUGGUUGCAGGCUCAAGUCAUCUUCUUUUAUUUAUUUAUUUAUCACAGAUUGCUGUAAACAUAUUUGGAUUUUUUUGAUAUUGUUCAUUUAAAAUUUUCCAUUAUGCUUAUAUUGUUGGUUUAGCUACCAAUUCUUGAGCAGAUGUAUCUUCAUGGAAUAUGCAUGCACCUUUAAGCCUUACUGUUAAGAUGUUUAGUGCCUGAUAUUAGUAACUAUAAGUUCCCACUUGCAUGGACUUGAGGGAAGUGAAUGUGUCUUUGGAAGGCCUAGAAACCUGUCUCAAGUCACAUUUUAUGAUCAAUAUUCUACUAUAUCCAAAAAAUUAUCAGUAAAUACUGUAGUCCAAUUUAUGUAUGAGUAAUGCCAUUUUAUGACUAAUCCAUAAAAUGAUUUGUGAAAUUCUAGUUUUGGUGUGGCAACUGGCAAGUUCUUAGUCCAUUAAAUGAUAGAAACAGGUGUUGAUUAACUUAUCCAUAAUAGAAAAAGUAGGCUGGUUUUAACUUUUAAUUGACUUUAGAAAUUCCAUUAGUGUACACUGGAAGUAUGCUACAUUUAAUACAUUACUAGGACAUUUUAUUUUAUUCCAAUUGAGGUGCUCAAUCAGUUUUUUCCUUCAUCAUUUGAGUUGCACGUAUUACACUGAAUUUUUUGCAGCUGAUUUUUGGGUUUUCAACAUCCUGAAAGGGUCUGGUUAAUCAAACUUUGUCUAGUGUGUUGGCAUUAUUAUCUUCUCACCACUUGGCUCUUUUAAGCUAAAAUAGUUGAUUGGGAAACAUCACUUGGAUAGACGGUAGUGUAACAUCGAGGGAGAUGCCAACACCUUAUAUUCCUAGAAUCUAGGUCAAGACCAGAGGGAGUGCACAAACAAAGAAAUGCAACUUUACCUAUUUACAUGCAUGCUUUCCUACCCUUUUAACAUGAUGUCAACUAUGACAUCUCUUAAAAGGUAUUGCCUUUCUUCUAUUUUUUCCUUUCUUUGUUUUGAAUUGAAAAUAGAAGAGUUGAGUCAAUCAAAAAUAUAAAGGAGGUUCAUGGCCAAGAGUAAAGAUGCACGAGUCGCGGUGAUUUUGGAAUGUACCAGUUGUGUCCGAAACGGUGUUAAUAAGGUAUCAACGGGCAUUUCCAGAUAUAUUACUCAAAAGAACCGGCACAAUACACCUAAUCCAUUAGAAUUGAAAAAAUUCUGUCCCUAUUGUUACAAACAUACGAUUCAUGGAGAGAUCAAAAAAUAAAUUGGUCUUUCUUUCAAGGAGGGGAAAAAAAAGAACGACAUUCUCUAUACCGGAUCUAUAACAGAUUGAAAUAAACAAAUCCUAUUUGGGGCAAAUUGAUAAUGAAAUUGAAUUCUAAUGAAAAAAUAAGAAAAUAAGAUAUAAAAUACGAAAAUAAGAUAUUCGGGAUAGGGAAUAAACUAAACAAACUAUGGAUAAAUCCAAUAAUGCGAGAAAUAACUUUUUAAACAUUGAUGCUAUGUUGAGUUUUCAUUUUCUAUUGUCUCAUAUCCCAUAAGUGUUCUGCACAGGCUUAAACUGUCAUUUUCUAUUUUUCUUUUAUUUUUUUUAAAUCUUUGAUAUAAGUUUAGGAAAAGUCUUCUACUCUCAAUUUUUGCAGCUAAACCAAUUUGUCACAUGCCAUUAGAUAGUUAAAAUGGAACCUUCCAGAAAUAUUUUCAUGAUUGUAACAGAGCAUGUUGGCUACUUCAACAAGUAGAUAUAUCUUAACAUUUGGAAUUUCUUGAUUGUAUAAAAAUGUUCAUGGUUUUUCUUUUGAUUCUUGAUUUACAUGUUUGCUUUGCAUUAAUGUUAUUUGUGAUAAACUUCUUUGAGUUCUUUCUUGCUUAAUUGUGCAGCUAUUCAAUGGCUUGUAGGGAAAUGUUUUAUUUAUUUCUUUAUAUCCCCUUAAUUAGCAUUCAUAGGAUCAUAGUCAUCAUACAGAAGUUUUGAGGUACUGUGUAUAACAACUUUCUUUUUCUGUUAAUUUGUGUUGACAGUUCUUGAAGAUCCCAAAUGAGAUAAAUAGGGUGCACUUAGCUCAUUUUUGUUGGCUUGAGUUAUUAAUAACUACUUAGAUGCAGGGGCACUCCUUGAGCCCUUCCAUUAAUAAAGAAAUUGAUAUCAACAGCUCUUCUAUUGACAAUCCCCUGGAUAAGAUGGAGAGAGGACAAAAUGGUUUUGGAGUUAUUAGAUCCCAUGAUUUCGUUGAGACCUCUUCUCAGGAUCCCAUAUGCAAUACAUCUCAAGGGGAACGAGAUGAUAGCACAGAGGACGAGCAGAAUGAAAUUAUGGAAAAUGUUAACAAUGAAUUGGUAGUAUAUGAUCCAUCAAUCAAUGAUGCUGGUGAAAUUGGACAAGUUUCUGAUCCUGCUCAAUCUCCACCUCCAUCUUCUGGUAGGUCCAAAGUUUAUCGAUCUAUUGGAGCUUUUGCUGUUCAGUGCGCCAAUUGUUUUAAAUGGAGGCUCAUCCCCGAGAAGCAAAAAUAUGAGGAAAUAAGGGAACAUAUAUUAGAAGUUCCAUUCUUUUGUGAGCUUGCUCGUGAAUGGAGGCCUGAGAUAUCAUGUGAUGACCCACCAGAUAUUACUCAAGAUGGCAGUAGACUUUGGGCAAUUGAUAAACCUAAUAUUGCUAUUCCCCCUCAUGGCUGGCAGCGGCUGUUGAGGAUAAGAGGUGAAGGAGGCACCAGAUUUGCUGAUGUGUAUUAUGUUGCUCCAUCAGGCAAGAGAUUCCGCUCUAUGGUUGAAAUUGAGAAGUACUUGGAGGAACACCCUGAGUGUGUACGAGAUGGUAUAAGCAUAUCCCAGUUCUCAUUCCAGACCCCAAAGCCUUUGCAGAAGAAUUAUGUGGUGAAAAGACGUCCCUCUCAGUCUACUAUGCCUUCACAUGAUGACACUGCUCCUGUAUUUCAUGGAUCUCUUGAGCCCAUUGAAGCAAAUCCCAUAUCAUGGGUUGGUCCAAGCAGGGAUUCAGACAUGAAUGACACCCCCAAUAAAAGGAAGAAACUAUCCAAAGGCUUGCUCAUGGGUGGUAGUUAGAACGGCUUUAUUUUAUUUUUAUUUUUUUAUUUUUAUUUUUGUGUAUAAUACUUGGAGUCUCUAUUUAGAUUUUUUUUUUUCAAUAUGCCAAUUGGCUAAUCUUCAAUUUGGGUCUGUUGAAUUUGUUGUGACUGAGGAUAAAUCUUGUGAUUUUAUAGGUUGGUUUAAGGUUCAUUAUUCUAUGAAGUUAGGUUUAGCAAGUAUAUAUGGGAGCAACAUUUUAUUGUAUAAACGAUUCAUUGUGUAUACCUAUUGGUAUAUUCAAUGUUUAUGUAAAAGCUUAGGUACUAAGUACUUGCAUACAAUAGGUGAGAUGAACAUCGUUGUUUAGUAAUAUGGACAAUAGUAUUCAAGCUA
This is a messenger RNA of Ipomoea triloba (trilobed morning glory), 4220 nucleotides long. RefSeq names its product methyl-CpG-binding domain-containing protein 2-like. Bases 2904 to 3863 code for a protein of 319 amino acids. Gene Ontology annotation, molecular function: zinc ion binding; DNA binding. Lineage: Eukaryota; Viridiplantae; Streptophyta; Magnoliopsida; Solanales; Convolvulaceae. The transcript has 4 exons. The record is from RefSeq and is a predicted model, not a curated record.